AUGGGCAUAGCAGGCGAACCAGAUUACUUCGCUCUUGGUGCAAAGCCACGGAGACGGGGUGCAACGCGCGAGUUCGUUAAUGGGAGAUCUUCAGUGGAUAGCGUUGGUCCUCAAUCUCUUGACAUGCAAAGUGUAACCGAAAGUAAUCCUGUUACCCUGGCAGGCCAGCUCGGGAUCGAACCUGUUGAGCCGAACUCUGCAAUCAUGCUUGCGGAAACCACUGAGCACAUGGAAGGAAUACAUGAAACAGAAGAAGAGAGUAGCAUGUCGACACCAAUCACCACAGCGAAGGAGGUAGUGGGACAUGGAUCUCAUCCUGGAGAUAUUGUUGAAAUUCAAAAGAAAGUGGAAGAGCAAGCUGGGGAAGACACCAGGGAAGCGAGAAUAUUCAGAUAUAACAGCGAACUUCUUUCCGUUGACUGGACCCGAGUGCGGGACCUGUUGCCAGAGUCUUGGAAGUGGGAUGUGGAAUACCAAAAUCAGUGCUGGACGUGUACGCCACUCGAUCUACACACACCAGAAAAUUAUCCCCUCGAAAUUUCAGGAAGUCCAGUUGUCUUGCCUGUGGAACAUCAUUGGCCACCUGUGGGUGGUAUCAACCCGCCACCCGAUCCGCGGUCAUCAGCACCGAUUGACUGCAGAUCUGCCUUAUCAUUAAAUGUGGCACGCGACGUAUUUUUGACUUUUGAAGGAAGUGUAGGAUUCUAUCUGCUGAUCAAUGGUUUACUACAAAUCAUCGUUCCGGAAAAGUUUGAUGUUGUGUGGGCUGCGUCGCAUCUCCCGCACAAAUAUGGGGGCCUGAAAGUCUGCUACAUUGAUCAGAACUUGAAGCCGACUAUGAUGCCACUCGCUGUCACCGCGACAUCACAAUCGAAGCCAAUGAUCACAUUGAAAGGCGUGGGGCUGUCCAAAAUAUUCAAGACAUCGCGCACGUCCAGGGAUUUGUCAGGGCGACCACUUAAACUCAACGACUUCAUUGAAGCACGGCUGAAAGGCACUCAUCGCAAAGAAAAUUAUGCAGCUCGGAUCGGACUAAAAGUGGCCAAAGCUGAAGAGCCAUACUUGGUCAUGUCGACACACGUUAUUACCGAAGCGAUUUUGGCCAAGUCACACCGCAAGUCAAUUUUUCCUCGUAGUCGUGGUCGGUUCGAUAAGCUAGAUGAUGAUUGGAAUAGACACAUCAGCAUCUGGGCAUACAACGAGAGAAUUGGCACCAUUGACAGAAGUUUCGACGACGGAGCUGAGACUUACCCAAACGGCUUUCGUCACGAUGUCACUUUGAUCAGACCUUCUACACCUGCUUCGAUCAAGGAUAUGACAUCUCCAAUACCAGACAUCGGCUGGCUCAACAAGGACUCAUGGAACGCACUUCGACAACAGACAUCUGCAGUAAAAUUUCUAGGCCCAAUUGAAGCACAUCGUUCAGCAAAAAGUAUCAGAAGCAGUCAUCCAUCGGAGAUCUUGGUUGUUGGAGAGGGCAUAUUUCUUAACCAAACAGCCGCGGCUGGAAAUUCAAAGUCUCUUGAAGACAGUGAUAGGUCGACAUGGCAUAGUCUUGUGUCGCGCGCACUUCUAUACCGCGUACAUCCGGAUUUUGACCCGCCUAGUGGAUACAGCGGCGUCGCGCUCUACACCGACGGCACGCGACAAGACGGUACUAUCGGACCUGGCAUUGUUGGCUUUCAGAGCUUUGUGCAGCGAAGUGGCCAUGUACAAAGUUUCAAUAUGGAGGGUCCGGCAUUAGAUAGGAGACUGCAAUUGGGUCGUGUGGCGUUUUACGGUGCGUUCGAAGUGCCUGAAGAGCUGAAGCGAGACUACACAAUUGUAUGA
Messenger RNA from Parastagonospora nodorum SN15, 1830 nucleotides. RefSeq lists its product as hypothetical. The coding region runs from base 1 to 1830 and encodes 609 amino acids. The transcript has a single exon. The record is from RefSeq and is a predicted model, not a curated record. Lineage: Eukaryota; Fungi; Ascomycota; Dothideomycetes; Pleosporales; Phaeosphaeriaceae.